UACGGACGAUUCACCAUCUGCUGCUGGUCAGCAGGGACUCAGAGACACAAUGUCCCAUGAGUGGCUGAAAGCAUUCCCAGUGGACAUACUGGCUCUGUGGUGGGGGAGAGAUGAACACCGCUAGCUGCUACAGGUCCUAUUUAAACCCGGAGAAGAGACCUGGUCAGAGAGAAUUCCAGCUCCUGAUGACCAACAUCAUCACCGAUAUUUGCUAAGUUCUUGUUUUAAAGGAUUUUUGUUGCAUUUUGAGCAGAAUUUAUCUUUCCGUUUGUUCCAAUACUCAAAGCUUAUUCCCAGUUAUGACAUCGAUGACAUCAUCCAGCCAAAGAUCUUCAUCCUCAUUCUCUUCAUCCCGUUUUAGCACCUCCAGCUCCUAUAAAUCUGAAGGUUCUCUUAAUGGAUCAUCUGAUUCUCUUGACGUCCUCCUGGAGCCCUUCAUGGACUCGUCCAGCUGCUCUGGUCCGUUUGGAGAAGAGAACGCAACAGCAGCCACCCAUCUGUCCCCCUUCAACAGAAACAGCAGGGCCUCCUAUGGACAUGCAGCUCCUGUAGGUGGCGCUGUGUCAGCCUGGCACACUGCGGCAGGGAGCGGGGGUAACUGUCUGAACGACACUUACUACACUUCAGCUGACGUAAGCCAGUUUGAGCCCCAUGACAUUGUGGUUAUGGCAUUCAAUCACCAAGUCAUUAUCCAAGCCCAGAAGGUUCUGGAAGAUGGGAGUGUCAUUGACUCAUUUACCCACAAGUCCCAGUUCCCAGAGGACAUGGAUCCCCUGUCAGUCAGUGGGAACCUUAGCUGCGACGGGACAUUGUUGGUGGGCGUUCGUCGGACCGCGGAAGCGAGCGGACCAGAACUACUGGGUGUCUCCACCUACAGGACCCAGGCUCAUCUUUGACUUGAAACUUCACGUGUGAAAGAAAAUACUUCAACAUAAUGUUUCUGUUUUAUUGUUGCAUUAGAUUUACUGUUGGAAUGAAAAAAAAAACUUUAACACAGAAGAAAAACUCAUCAUGCAGCAAACAGGUGAAACCGGAAAACUGAGGAUAUGAUGCAAAUGUAAAUUCAUCUCAGUAAUUCAACUUAGACUGAGAGACCAUCUAAAGGCACAGGAACCCUCUGCAGGCAUUCUGGAUUUAUCAGCUGAUCAGAGUGUGAAACUUUGAGUCUAGAAUAUUUAACAUUUUUACAAUAUCCUAAUUGUCUGAGAUUCUGAAUGUGAGGUUUUCAUCAGCUGUACGCCAUAAUCAUCACAGUUAUGACAAACAAAGGCUAAAAGAUCUGGAUUUGUAUGGAAUGAGUCUGUCUCAAGUUCUAACUUUUAAGUUGAAUUACUGACAUAAAUUAACUUUUACAUCAUGUUCAAGUGUUUCCAGUUUCACCUGCAUGGCUGAAACAAAAACAAAGUUAAAUUUUUAAGAAACUAUGUUUCGUUUUAACAUGCAUGAUAUGAAAAUAUCCUCGAUCAUCUUCUAACGUUUGAUCCACAUGUCAGUGGUUUCCCACCAAACAACCACCGUUGCAUCCACUUGCAGAUCAAAUCCACAUUGAGUCCAUCAGACUAGACAAAUCCUAGACUUUAGCUGGACGUGCAAAGCAGGUUCAUUAUCUGUAUGUCUCACUACGACCCCAAUUGGACGUCAGUAUAACGUGGAACAUGUGGAUCUUGGGUUGGGUAACUUUUUUGAACGUCUUUAACAGGAACAAGAAAUAUCAUAAAAAUAUUGUUGCUCUCUGCUCAAAGACGUCGUAGUGACGUCAUAUCCAGGUCAUUUCCCUCACCUUCAUUUUUUUGGUCCACUGAAGGUGCAGACUGUGACACCAGAGGACACCUUGGUUUGAACAUUCCUUGGGACGUCCACAUAUGAGCUAAUUCUGGUUCAAGGGAGGUCGUUGUGGACUUCUUUCUACAAAAUGUUGUCACUUGCCUUUUUAAACAUAUUUUAUACUGCCAUUAAUAUGAAAUAGAAACAAAUUAGAUUAAUAAUUUGAAUAAACUGAAGUAUUGCAUCCAUCCAUCCAUCCAUCCAACAAAGCACUGGAUAUGUGGUGGAGCCUCUCAAGAAUAUUACUAAUGUUAAAUUAAGCACAUGAUCAGCAGGUGUGUGUGCGUGGUAAUUAAAAACAUUGAAUCAAA
This is a messenger RNA of Nothobranchius furzeri (turquoise killifish), 2135 nucleotides long. Its product is annotated as heat shock protein beta-7. The record is from RefSeq and is a predicted model, not a curated record. Gene Ontology annotation, cellular component: cytoplasm; nucleus. NCBI's taxonomy places the organism in Eukaryota, Metazoa, Chordata, Actinopteri, Cyprinodontiformes, Nothobranchiidae.